This is a messenger RNA of Hyaloscypha bicolor E, 2627 nucleotides long. RefSeq names its product phosphoglycerate mutase-like protein. Gene Ontology annotation, molecular function: phosphatase activity. The record is from RefSeq and is a predicted model, not a curated record. The transcript has 2 exons. Lineage: Eukaryota; Fungi; Ascomycota; Leotiomycetes; Helotiales; Hyaloscyphaceae. Gene Ontology annotation, biological process: dephosphorylation. The coding region runs from base 434 to 2191 and encodes 585 amino acids.
CGAUAAGCGUACUGAUAGCGGACUUGGGGAGCUCUUGGAGCACCACACCGCACCGCACCACUUCUUGACAGCUGCAGCAGGCUGGGCCGCCGGAUCGACGCAUGCUUUCAACACCCACCCAAUUGAUCGAGGCCCUCGCGUGCCAGGGUUACCUCGAGUGCAGAAAGCUUUACUGUACAGUACAGAGCAAGUUUAGCUUCAGCGCCAUGGGCCAGAGCAGGCAAGGAUGAACAGGCUCUCCCGCGGUUUUGCUUACAAUGCUCCCGCAGGACAUCACGAGCUGUCUUCUUGUACCUCGAAGCCUUCUCUUCUCUUUCACUUUCACUUUGCGUCAUAUUAUCUUGCUGCAGCCUGUAAACAGCUGUCUCUGCGCUGAAAUCGGCGGCGGAAUCGUCCAUAGCUUCUCGUGACUGUCUGCCUUCACUCUGCGACCAUGGCACCCGUCUUCACCGUCAUCCUCGCGCUGUCUGCAACAGCCUUGGCUCAGCGGACCCAGCAAGUCGUCUGGUCCGCAGUGACCUACACCUACCACGGCGAGAAAACACCAUCUCUGUUCCCAGGCCCGUACGACCUGACUCCGGUUGGAGCACAGCAGCUCUAUGAAGCCGGCCAGAUCAUCCGUGCUCGCUAUAUCACCGGCUCUGGAAACACCAGCCUGACAAAUGCUUCGCCCAUCAAUGGCAUCAAUAUAAUCCCGAUUGACAACUCCCAAUUGAACAUUUUGACUACGGAUGACCCAUGGGUGAGUGCCAGUGCCAUGGCUUUUAUGCAGGCUUUAUAUCCACCAAGGAAUUCCGUCGUUCUCGAUUUAGAAAGUAUGCUGGGCAAUUCGAGCUUGGAGCAGUACCCUUUGAAUGGCUAUCAAUAUCCCAAUAUUGAGACAUUAAGCAUGCUCGAUUUCAAUCGUCUUUGGAUUGCUGGAGCUGACAAUUGCAACAACUAUGACAUUGAGAACGUAAUGUCACUCUCUUCACCCGCCUACGUCCAAGAAAUGCAAACCACAAAUGCCUUCUACCAAUCGCUCGGCAACUCCGUCUUCUGGGCCUUCACCCCUGACGAGCUUAACUAUGGCAAUGCUUGGACACUUUGGGAGUACGCAGCCUUCGAAUACCAGCACAACGAAACACUCUACCAAUCCGGAAACUUCACCGCAGACGACCUAGCAACACUGUACAACCUCGCCUCCCAACAACAAUGGCUAUUCAACACCCCCGACUCAACCGGGACCGUAAAAGCCAUGGCAGGUCGCACCUUCGCCUCUAAAGUACUUCAAUCAUUUCAACACCAAAUGGCCUCCAACGGCUCAGCCGAAAUGCUCACCCUCCUCUUCGGCUCCUUCGAGCCUAUGCUCGCCUUCUUCGCGCUCUCGAACCUCGCCACCGGCCCCUCCGCCUCCCGCUUCAACUCCCUGCCCCUCCACGGUUCAACAAUGACCUUCGAGCUCUACUCCUAUACCCCGAUGCCCAUGUCGCAAAGCGCGACCAUCCCAUUCCCUAGCACCGAGGAGCUAUGGGUGCGCUUCCUAUUCCGCAACGGGACUGGCGCUUCGGACCCUUUCGUCGAGUAUCCACUCUUUGGAAGAGGGAACAGCGAAGAUGAUAUGACCUGGUCGGACUUCGUGUCUGGCAUGGGAGCAUUCAGCCUCGUUGAUCUGGUUGACUGGUGUUUGGAAUGUGCCAGUGGGAGUUUGUUUUGUGAGGCGAUGCUGCUGAAUUAUAACAGUGAGAUAGGAUCCGGCACGGAUACGCCGAAGAAUGCGAAGACUCUUUCUGCUCCUAUUGCCGGGGUUAUUGGUGCCACGGUCACUAUUGGGUUGCUGCUGAUUGUUGGGGCUAUCUUGGCGUUGAUCGGGUUCAGACUCGAUUAUCAUCCGAGGGAGAAGCGUGCUGUGAGUGAUCUCGGUGUGUUGAAGCGGAGCGGGAGCGGUGGGGGCUUUAAAGGAGCGGAAAAGUUGGCUUCUGAUACGGACUUGACAAUGAAAGGCGGUGCUGGAGCGAGCGUAGUCCGACACGAGAGAGUGGGGAGCUGGGAGCUGAACGAUAGCCCGGAUAAGCGCUCGGCCUUGGAUAAGGAUAUCGAGAGCGGGAGGGGAUUGAGCAAGACUACUUAUGGAAGAUCAAGUGAAGAUGGACAUGGACUAGGAGGUGUUGACCCGUACGGAGAGCCAGUUAAGGCUUUGGACCAAGUUUGAAGUCGUGAUUCUGGGUCAUGGUUCUCUGGGCGGGCAAGGAUAGAUUUGGGAUUGGGUUUCGGAUUGCGUGGGCUAGUUGGUUGCGUUUGAUGAUUUGACGCGAUAUAUACGACGGACGAUACCCUUCUAUGUCUCUCACUAUACCCCAUUUCCGCAUUUAUCUGCGUUGAAUGUUAGAUGGAGGCGUUCGGUUGUUGGGGCUGGAGGAGCUUGAUUCGAGGGUAAUAGCAUUGAUGCCUUUCAUGAAAGUACUAUAAUCAUUCGUCCGUUUUGUUAUAUUUAUUAUCCAUCAACUUGUCUGUCUUCCGCAGCUUUGCAUCUUGACCAAAACUUUCGAAGUGUCUGGUCAACAAGGCGGCGAAAGUUAAUUAGUAAAGCAAGAGUCGAGCGUGGGAACCAUACUGGAAAAAUGAAUUUUUACCAUCUUAUUGAGAAC